AAUACCUAACGCUUAAGGGGAAGCAAGUGUUUAUUAGAACCAAGAUUUCAGAAAAAGGGUGGCUGUUCGGCAAGCCCUAGCUCCCAGGUCCUUGUGAUGGUGCACAGAGCCAGGGACCUGGAGGAUGUGUAGUGUGGGAGGGUUUGGGCUAACUGGGUGAGUCAUUCUGGGCCACCUCGGCCUGGAGCCUUGCCCAGCCGACCAGCCUGGGUCGUCCCAGCGGGGCGGAGGCAGAGGCGUAGACGGAGGCCGGGCGGCUGGGGAGCCCGUGCGCCCCAUCGAGUCGCGCGGAGCCGGCGGCCAUGGCUGGAAGCGAGCCCCGCGGAGCCAGCUCCCCGCCGCCCGCCAGCGACUGGGGCCGCCUGGAGGCCGCCAUCCUGAGCGGCUGGAGGACCUUCUGGCAUUCGGUGGGCAAGGAGCGGGCGACGCCGACGGCCUCCCGGAAGGAGGCGGCGGAGGAGACGAGCGCGCUGACGCGGCUGCCGAUUGAUGUGCAGUUGUAUAUCUUGUCAUUUCUUUCACCCCACGACCUGUGCCAGUUGGGAAGUACAGAUCAUUACUGGAACAAAACUGUAAGAGACCCAAUUCUCUGGAGAUACUUCCUGUUGCGGGAUCUCCCUUCUUGGUCUUCGGUUGAUUGGAAGUCGCUUCCAGAUCUAGAGAUCUUAAAAAAGCCCAUAUCUGAGGUCACCGACAGCACUUGUUUUGAUUACAUGGAGGUUUAUAAAAUGUGCUGUCCAUAUACGAGAAGAGCCUUGAAAACCAGCCGUCCUAUGUAUGGAGCGGUUACCUCUUUCUUACACUCACUGAUCAUUCAGAAUGAACCCCGGUUUGCUAUGUUUGGACCAGGUUUGGAAGAACUGAACACAUCCUUGGUGUUGAGUUUGAUGUCUUCUGAGGACCUUUGCCCAACUGCUGGUUUACCUCACAGACAGAUUGAUGGUAUUGGAUCUGGAGUCAACUUCCAGUUGAGCAACCAGCAAAAAUUCAACAUCCUGAUAUUAUACUCAACGACCAGAAAGGAAAGAGAUAGAGCAAGGGAGGAGCACACCAGCACGGUUAACAAGAUGUUCAGCCUACAGAGUGAGGGGGAUGAGCAGCGGGGCAGCCGCUACAGUGUGAUCCCACAGAUUCAGAAAGUGUGCGAAGUUGUAGACGGGUUCAUCUACGUGGCAAACGCUGAAGCUCACCGACGUCAUGAAUGGCAAGAUGAAUUCUCUCGUAUUAUGGCCAUGACAGAUCCAACUUUUGGAUCUUCAGGAAGACCCAUGCUGGUUUUAUCUUGUAUUUCUCAAGCAGAUGUAAAGAGAAUGCCUUGUUUUUACUUAGCUCAUGAGUUGCGCCUCGGUCUUCUAAACCACCCAUGGAUGGUCCAGGAUACAGAGGCUGAAACUCUGACUGGUUUUUUGAAUGGCAUUGAGUGGAUUCUUGAAGAAGUAGAAUCUAAGCAUGCGAAAUGAAGUGCCUUUGGGACCAUGGGAAGCCGCAGGUCAUGGUGUAUGUGUUUCCUGUCCCUCCUGGCCCUGCCCCUCUGGAGGAGGCCUUUCUACUGGACAGCUACCACAGCUGGGUUUCUGACACUUUACCAUGAAUCGGUUGCAAGUUUCAGUCCUACUACUUUUCCACAAAAUGAACUCUAACAUUUUUGAUAAUUUUAUAUUUUCUGUCUUUUUUUGAAAAUAUUAAAUUCUGCAAAACAAAA
Messenger RNA from Mus pahari (shrew mouse), 1702 nucleotides. RefSeq names its product F-box protein 4 (gene Fbxo4). The transcript is spliced from 7 exons. Bases 303 to 1460 code for a protein of 385 amino acids. Gene Ontology annotation, biological process: SCF-dependent proteasomal ubiquitin-dependent protein catabolic process; protein polyubiquitination. Gene Ontology annotation, cellular component: SCF ubiquitin ligase complex. Lineage: Eukaryota; Metazoa; Chordata; Mammalia; Rodentia; Muridae. Gene Ontology annotation, molecular function: protein binding. The record is from RefSeq and is a predicted model, not a curated record.